AAACUAUAAACUAUGUUAUAUAAUUCUCUUGUCACAAAUAUAACCAACAAUUCUUAGAAACAUCGUAAAUUUCAAUAACAAAUUAAGUAAACGCGAGUUAUCUUUACAAAAUGUCUAAGAAAAUUGUGGAUAUCAGGGAUAUCGGCCCUUUCUUACAAAUUUUCCGUAAUUUUUUACUGGGGCGUAAGCAUACGCUUGCUGUGAGGUUCGAAAAGGACCUGGUUACAAGAUCGCCUCCACCACCAGCUCUUCCCGAUGGUUGUGCUCAUCUCCUGAGUGCGAAUUAUUAUUGCACUCGUGAUGCUCGCCGCGAAGUCAAACCGCCCGUAGAGGUUCCAAAUCAGAGUUUGUUAGAUGCCUCCUGUGAAAAAAUUAAGAUUCCAACACCUGGCAAGAUUUACAAGUGGGACUAAAAUAUGAAGAACUCAAGACAAAUUAAUGUAGAAUAUUUAAAGAAAUUGUAAUUAUGUAUAAUAAAUGAUUUAAACAGCUAAAAUAAA
Molecule: messenger RNA, 500 nt
Organism: Dalotia coriaria
Lineage: Eukaryota; Metazoa; Arthropoda; Insecta; Coleoptera; Staphylinidae
Product: NADH dehydrogenase [ubiquinone] 1 alpha subcomplex subunit 7-like
Exons: 1
Coding region: 111-413 (100 amino acids)
Biological process (GO): ATP synthesis coupled electron transport; mitochondrial electron transport, NADH to ubiquinone
Cellular component (GO): mitochondrial inner membrane
Source: RefSeq, a predicted model, not a curated record